GAGAGAGUCGGCAGUACGGGGGGUGAGGAGUGCGAAUAAAGUAGCUGACCAUCUCGCACCUCAGCUCAGUUCACUAGUAGAAGCUCGGGCGAUUCACCAGGCGCUUGUUGAACGUUCAGUUAGGCCUGCAGUGCAGCAAAGACUAAGAGAUCAUGGAUGUUCGGCUAGUUUUCCUGCUGCUGUGUGUGCCAGCUUGUCUGGCUCACAUCAGACUGACGUGGCCACAGGCGCGCUAUCCGCAACUGGAUUUCUUGGACAACAUCCGCAGCGGACUGCCCUGUGGAGUUCCAUUCGACCCGAAGACUCAAAUUGUGACCACCGUAGCAGCUGGCAGCACAAUCGACGUCAGUUGGCAUCUUGGUUUUGCGCACAGAGGUGGUGUGGAGGUCAACUUGCUGACUCCGAUUGCAACGUACAACCUGACGACUGGUUUCGUGCGAUCUGAUGAUCCAACACUUCUGCAUCUCCGUGUCACGCUGCCAGCUGGAAUUACGUGUGCGGCGGCCAAUGGCUCCACAUGCACACUGCACAUCCGCCACCAGGCGCUGGAAUGGGGAACUAACUACAUCUUCCACUCUUGCGCUGAUUUGAACGUCACCGCUGCCACCACUUCCAUGCAGGCUGCAUGUGGGGCCCGAAACGGCGAGGUUUGCUCUGGCAAUGGCAAGUGCAUUGAUAACAUGUGCCAGUGCAACCGCUUGGCAUCAGGAACAACCUGCCAGAAUGUCGACGAGUGCCUCAACGACGAAGAUUGCGGUGGCUACAGGCGUGGUGUGUGUCAGAAGCUUGGGUUCACAUCCUACCCCAAGAACCAGUGCUACUGCCGUGCUGGCUGGAUGGGCCCUAAGUGUACCAAACAGUCCACACUGACAAAUGCUCUCAUCGAAGAGACUGGCUAUUACCAGAACAAGAUGAAGGUCAAUGACAACUACUACUUGUACUGGAAGGUCACACAGGGUGCCACGCCAGAGAUUGAGAUUGCGAUGAAGGUCCGCUCUUCCAGCUGGGUUGGCCUGGGCUGGCGACCAAACACUGUGACUGCGUCGUGCCUCGACAAGCCCCGUGUUCUGGCACGAGGUACCUCUACACGCCGUUGCCGACCAGCCAGCGAGCCAGAACCAGAGGGUGAGGGUACCGCCGCACCUGAAGGAACACCUGAGGGCACCGCCGCACCUGAAGGAACACCUGAAGGAUCACCGGAAGGCACGGCCGAGCCGGAGGGCGAGCCCGAGGCCAAGCCAAUGUCAGUUCUGCCCGUGUGCGACAGGAACGGCAACCCUGAGCCAGAAGCCACAGCCGAGCCCGAGGGAACAGCCGCACCCGAGGGAACAGCCGCGCCCGAGGGAACAGCCGCGCCCGAGGGAACAGCCGCGCCCGAGGGAACAGCCGCGCCCGAAGGCACCGCAGAGCCCGAGGGAACCGCAGAGCCCGAAUCUACCGCAGAACCUGAAGGUACCGGAGAGCCCGAGGGAGAACCAGAGGCACCAGCAGAUUUUCCCCAUCCCAUGGACUGUCGCGAUAUGGUCUUGGCCUCUGCCAUUGGUUGCUCAUUCCGCCUGCAAGACGCGUACACACGCGACCGUUCCACUCCACAGCCCGAUACAUUCUUUGGUGGUGAGGACAACCUGAAGGGUGCGGUUGGCAUGGAAGUAGAUGGAUGGACGCACGUGAAGUUCAUGAGGAAACUCAACACCAACUCUGCAUAUGACCAUCCGUUCACACUGUCUUCACCCAUGAACGUCAUCUGGGCCCACGGUCAGCGACAGGGUGCAUACACAUUCAAUGUGAUGCCCAGCGGAGUCAACGUCACCACUGCCAGUGAUCCGCAGUUCUACCACAAUGACGAGAUGAAGUAUCAUGGCUUCAGGAACAACCGCGGCUCAAUCUCGGUUGACUUCAACUCCAAACUCACUCCAGUGCCCACUGGAACACCGGCGGAUCUCAUCAGCUGGAAGACUCCUGGCGACUGUACUGGUGCUGGAUGUACUUACAAGGUGAAGGGCAACCUUGACGGCACACGCUCCAAGAUCAAUAUUGAGAUCGAGUGGAACAACGCCAACAACUGGGUGGCGCUCGGUACCAGCACCAACCGCCAGAUGGCCCAGACUGACAUGACUACAGCUUUCCUUAAGAAUGGUGCCAUCUCGACAGCGGAUCGAUUCGCAACCGGAUACUUCUUGCCUGCGGUCGAUGCCGACCAAGCUCAGCUGUCUAGCGCCUCGUACAGCGUAGUGAAUGGCGUGCACAAGAUCAAGUUCACGCGCGACUGCCUGUCCACCGACACGCAGGACAUCUCCUUUCCUAACAGCUACCUGGUGUACGCCUACGGGUCUAUUGCCAACGGCGACACUAUCACCCAGCACACUCUGCCCCCGACUAUCGCCACCGACAGGCUGGUCGCCGCCUGCCAAGCUCCAAGCGCCGAGCCCGAAGCAACAGCUGAACCAGAAGGCACACCCGAGGGAACGGCUGAGCCAGAAGGCACUGCUGAGCCCGAGGGAACAACAACGCCGAAUCCAGAGGGAGAGCCAGAAGGCGAGCCUGAGGGCGGUGGACAGACUCCAGGCACCACACAGGCACCGGUGGUGGAGCAGAAACUCGCCGAGAACACGUGUCUCAACUAUGCAGCUGGCGAGGGCCAGAGCGGCAGUGCAGGCCAGAUUGUUGCCAGCCUUCUCCUGGUUGCCAUCUGCUUGCUGUUCGCCUGGUAAGCGAUCACCAUUUUGAAACAUCAGACGGAAGAGUGCUGGCUCCGUGCAUCAGCCAGUGCUGUCUGUCUGGAAACGUUUUUGAACUACUAGUAGCCUAUGGGUGCCUUGUGUUGCAUAUGCUGCGUAGUCUCUGUGUGUGUGUCUUCUGAAAUUUGCCAUACUUCAAAGCCUCUGAGAGAGAGUCACAGUGGAGUCAGAGCCGCAGAGAGGCGAGUGCCUAGGUCCAGAUAUCAAAGCAAUCUCUUCCCUUUUCAUACACACAUUCAACUCUUAGCACAGGCCUCCUGAACAUGAUAAUCCACACCACCACCUGCCGCUACCACCCUUAUGAGCUGAGCCUAAGUUCAUUUUUAGUGAUUCUUAUGACGAGUGUUCUUGCCUUACUCCAAGUGGCAUCACUUGACGCAGAGUUUAUGACAAUUAUAUUUUAUACCCAAUGGAAUUGCCUUUUUCAAUUGCCUUGACCUCCCUGAUGGUCUCACCGUUCCACACAACAACAGACUAGUGAGACAGGACAUAUGACUCGGUUGGGUUGAACCUGUGUGUGUUGUGCAGUCAUACCCAUGUAUGUUUUCUUGUUUUCUUUCUUGCCUUUACUCCUAUUUAUGUACUCUGGCUAGUUAGGGUUUGGAACUAGGCACUAGUAUUGUUAUGUAGCUCGCUGGUUCUGCUGCUUGGAUGGUAUCAUACAAACCAGGAAGAGAACUUGCUAUGUUUCUGGUAGAAAUGAUGUUUUCGAUGUAA
Molecule: messenger RNA, 3455 nt
Organism: Sycon ciliatum
Lineage: Eukaryota; Metazoa; Porifera; Calcarea; Leucosolenida; Sycettidae
Exons: 16
Coding region: 153-2711 (852 amino acids)
Source: RefSeq, a predicted model, not a curated record